AUGACAUCCGUUUUUAAGAAUGGGCGCAUUUUCAUGCCCUCGCAAGACUCGAAUAAUGAGAACUUUGCCCAGAGCAUGAUCAUCGAGAAUGACAAGAUCUCCCACGUCGGCUCUCUCGAUGGAAUAACCAUUCCAGAAAACGCAAAUGUCAUUGACCUGGAAAAUCGCACCGUCAUUCCAGGUUUCAUCGACGCCCAUGUACACAUCUUGCAGUACGGGCAAUCAUUGCGCAAAGCCAAUCUUAUCGCCUGCACCACACUUGAUCAAAUCCGUCAAGCUAUCAAAGCUUACGCAGAAGCCAAUCCAUCUCUGCCACGCAUAUUGUGUACAGGCUGGAUCCAAUCAUCUACCAAUGGAAUCGCACUAGCAAGUAUGCUGGAUGGUAUCGACCCACGUCCCAUUUUUAUUGACUCCUUCGACCUCCACUCCAUGUGGUGCAGCGCGGCGGCUCUUGAGGAGAUGGGAGCUCAUACGGCUCCCGAUUUUCCCGGUGGAACCAUCCACCGUGAUGAAGAUGGACGAGCCUCCGGCCUACUUGAUGAAUCUGCUGUUAUAAGCCUUGCAUGGCCUUAUCUAGAAAGUGUGACCUCCACGGAAGACAAACUGAGUGCGUUGGACACUGCAGUUGCGACAUACUCCGCGGCCGGGUAUACUGGACUCGUGGAUAUGGCCAUGGACGACAAAAUCUGGGAAAUUCUGAAUCUCUACCGUCGCGAUCAUACCAUCCCAUUCCACAUCGGCGCACACUGGCUCGUUCCCUUCUCAGAGGAUCAAACCGCCAACUUCAAACACGUGGAUCGAGCAAUUGAGUUACACAACCAGUUCAACGAGCCCGAUUUCCACGUCCUCGGAAUAAAGCUCAUCUGCGAUGGUGUUGUCGACGGAUGCACUGCCGCUCUCCUCCAACCGUACUCUGGCAAAUCAGAUCCCGUCGAUCCAAUCUGGCCAGAGAAUAUGCUCCAAGAAGUCGUCCAGCGCGCCGACUCAGCAGGACUGCAAUGCGCAAUUCAUGCGAUAGGCGAUAAAACCAUCCACCAGGCAAUCAACGUGCUGUCGAGAGUCGGCACGCCAGGCCGAAGACACAGAAUCGAACACCUGGAGCUGACAACCUCGGAAGAUGCCAAAAGACUUGGCCAGCUGGGUAUCACCGCCUCAGUCCAGCCUGUGCACUCGGAUCCUAUGCUUUUCAAGGCGUGGCCUGGUCUUGUGGGCCCCGAGCGCUGUAAGCGUGCCUUCGCUUAUAAGGAUUUCCUGGAUGGGGGUGCUCCUGUUGCUUUCGGAACGGAUGCCCCCACUGCGGCUCACUUCCCUUUCCCUAAUCUUUACAACGCUACCACUAGGCGCUCGGCACUUCAAACCGAGUCUGAUGAAACUUUAAACGCACAUUUCAGGUUGGGGUUGGCUGAGGCAGCUACGGCAGCUACUGCUGGUGCGGCUUAUGCGCGGUUCGCUGAUUCCUGGACUGGAAGUCUGCGGAGGGGCUUAAGUGCAGAUUUCUUGAUUGUUGAUAUGCAGUGGAUGCCGGAGAAGUUGCUUGAGGCGCGUGUCUGCCAGACUUGGUAUCGGGGAAAGAAGGUUUUUGAUUCGACCAGUGAUUGA
Molecule: messenger RNA, 1599 nt
Organism: Penicillium digitatum Pd1
Lineage: Eukaryota; Fungi; Ascomycota; Eurotiomycetes; Eurotiales; Aspergillaceae
Product: amidohydrolase
Molecular function (GO): hydrolase activity, acting on carbon-nitrogen (but not peptide) bonds
Source: RefSeq, a predicted model, not a curated record